AUGGUCCUCACUGCAUUUGUCAUGUCACUACUUUCCGGUGCUGCAGCCGGUACCUCGACAGAUCUGGUUUUCUUCCCAAUUGACACUUUGAAGACAAGACUACAGGCAAAGGGUGGAUUCUUCCAAAAUGGUGGAUACCAUGGGAUAUAUCGAGGGUUGGGAAGUGCUGUAGUGGCAUCUGCCCCCAGUGCAUCGUUAUUUUUUGUUACAUACGAUUCUAUGAAAGUUCGUGUACGUCCUCAUGUCGAAAGAGUAAUCAAUAGCUCAGGAACUAGAAGUCCACAUUCUGUUGAUACGAUUGUACAUAUGAUAGCAUCAUCAAUGGGAGAAUUGGCAGCCUGCUUGGUUCGAGUUCCCGCAGAAGUUAUUAAGCAACGAACUCAAGUUCACUCUACAAAUUCGUCAUGGCAAACGUUUAGAACGAUUUUGAAGAAUGAGAAUCAAGAGGGGAUUAUAAGAAAUCUGUAUAGAGGUUGGUCCACGACGAUUAUGAGGGAAAUUCCUUUCACCUGUAUUCAAUUUCCUCUUUACGAAUUUAUGAAAAAGGAAUGGGCAUUGUAUGAUAAUGAAGUGGGGCAUUUGAAACCUUGGAAGGGUGCCAUUUGUGGCUCUAUUGCAGGUGGAAUUGCUGCUGCUACUACUACACCAUUAGAUUUCCUCAAAACAAGAUUGAUGUUAAAUAAGGAUUCCAUCCCCAUCAAGUCAUUAAUAAGAAAUAUUUACAAAGAGGAAGGCUUUAAGAUUUUUUUAGUGGAAUAUAUCCAAGGACAAUGUGGAUUAGUGCCGGCGGUGCCAUCUUCCUGGGUGUGUAUGAGACAAUGCAUUUUAUGCUUCAAUCGCUUGAGGAAACGAAAACUAUACUGUAUUGAUAGUAUGAUAAAAUUCCUAUAG
Molecule: messenger RNA, 891 nt
Organism: Naumovozyma castellii
Lineage: Eukaryota; Fungi; Ascomycota; Saccharomycetes; Saccharomycetales; Saccharomycetaceae
Gene: PET8
Product: Pet8p
Exons: 1
Coding region: 1-891 (296 amino acids)
Source: RefSeq, a predicted model, not a curated record